CAUUUCCCCGAUAUAAAACGGAAACAGACGAGUCCACGAAAUCGAGAAAAGCUACAAGAGGUGAUGCUUGGGAGAAUAAAUAAUCAAGUAACAUAAAAACAAUAUUAAGGGACUGAUUUCAGUUGCUUGAUUUUUACAUAGAGCUUUCGACGGACGAUCUACGACAAUGUCUGCCCAAGCUCAAAUGAGAGCUUUGCUCGACCAGUUAAUGGGAACAGCGAGGGAUGGUUCAGUGUAUCUUUGCCAGCCUACAUCAAUCUGCAAAGGAGUUGCAGAAAAGCCUCAUGUUCAUCGAGCCGUUUGGGCAAGAAAACUGUUCCCAUUUAUACUUUUCUACAGCGGGUUUAAAAUUCUGCUGCUGAGGUCUUGAAGAUGCAGAAGGGUACAGUAUGUGGUGCAGAUCGCAGUGUGUAUAAACCCAAUUUUUUUCCUUGGAUUUCAUUCUGUAUUUUGUUGUGAAUGUCCUUUCACUGUUUCAUUUUUGUAAAGGGCUUGGCUGGAACAAAUGUCUUGAUUGUUUAUAUUCCUUACCACAGUCUUAAAAGUCAUUCCCAUAUAAUCAGAUCUAAAUGUAUUUUAGUGUAUCUUGAAGAUUACACAGUGAUAGGGAUAGUUGUGUUUAUAUUAUGCUGGUUUUAUAGCCACUUGUAGUAUUAUCUCCCUAAUGGACCACAUUUACAGAGUGGGCACGGAGCCUUUCCUCAAGUUAAACUUGUGGGCUCCUGCAUGUAAAGUGUCGGUAUGGUAAGAAAACAAAUAACAGGAAAUACAAUAGACAAGAGGAACCCUCCACGUUUCACAAUAUAACUUAGACUUCUAGGCUGACAAAGUUGCUUUGUAUAGGAUUUAUGAUGAGAAACUAAACUCACUUAGGAGGGGAAUAAUCAUCCCUGAGUGCACUUAGUGACAUGUCAGCCCCAUGAAUGUAGUGCAGUUACAGUAACGUAUGUAAGCACUGGAUACGUCGGCCAUGAUAACGAGUAUGUGAGGGCUUUCUCACUGGUUGUUUUUUUGGACUGUUUCAGGGGAUGAGACACGGCAGAGGGUCAAGUUCACUGACGAGCGAGUCUGCAAAAGUCACCUUCUCAACUGCUGUCCACAUGACAUCCUUUCUGGGACUCGUAUGGACCUGGGAGAGUGCACGAAGAUUCAUGACCUGGCACUUCGGGCAGAUUAUGAAAUUGCCUCCAAGGAAAGAGAUCUGUUUUUUGAGCUUGAUGCGGUCGAUCACCUGGAGUCGUUCAUCGCUGACUGUGACCGGAGGACAGAACUGGCCAAAAAACGUUUGGCUGAGACUCAAGAAGAGAUCAGUGCUGAAGUCGCAGCAAAGGCAGAGAAAGUCCAUGAGCUGAAUGAAGAAAUAGGGAAACUUCUGGCCAAAGCUGAGCAGCUUGGAGCUGAAGGGAAUGUGGAUGAGGCUCAGAAGGUCCUGCAGGAGGUAGAGAAAGUCCGCACCAAGAAGAAGGAUGCAGAGGAAGAGUACAGAAACUCCAUGCCUGCCUCCAGCUUCCAACAACAGAAGCUGCGAGUGUGUGAAGUGUGUUCUGCUUAUCUGGGUCUACAUGACAAUGACCGUCGCUUGGCUGACCACUUCGGAGGGAAGCUUCAUCUGGGCUUCAUCCAGAUCAGGGAGAAACUGGACCAACUAAAGAAAACUGUCGUUGACAAGCAAGAGAAACGGAACCAGGAGCGCUUAAAGAGACGAGAAGAGAGGGAGAAGGAGGAAAGAAUGAGGAGAAGGACCAGAUCACGAAGCAGAGACCAUAGAAGAUCCCGUUCUCGUGACCGCAGAAGGAGGCGUUCGCGCUCCUCUUCACGAGACAGGCGCCGUUCUCGCUCGCGCUCCAGGGAGAGGAGGAGGCGGCAUCGCAGCCGCUCCCGCAGCCGAGGCCACCGUCACAGCCACGAGCAGAGCUCCAAACACAAGUCGUCCAGGGACCGAGAGCGCUCAUCCAGAGACCGGUCACGGGAGCGAGAGCGGGACAGGAGGGACGGCAUGAACGGCAGGUCAGACUCCCGGCGGGCAGACGACAGGGACAUGGGGGAGCUCUGAAGACCAAACGCCAUCCACCCACCCACACCCACGGCCACCUCCUGUCUCUCCAUCACCUGUCGGUCCAUUUUUAAUAACCCAAAUGUUACCCAUGGUUCUCUCCUUAACCAGUCUGUUCUCCCGCCUGCGUCUAUUCUUUGCUUUUACAUUUAACUGAAGCCGACCCCAAACUGUGGAGUCACUUCAUAAGCAUCCAGAUUUAUCAAAAGGUCGGUCAGGUGGCUUGUUAUUGAUCGGUAGUGGAGUGUGUUGUAACAUCUGUAGUUUGAUGGCUGUUUAUAUCCAGUACACCCCAUGUUUUAUUCUCUACAUUAAACCCUGUAAUGAUUCUAAUAGAAAAGGACUGAAGCAUCAAACCUACUUUUGUUUUCUUCUUCGCUGAUGGAAUUUCGAUACAGAAUCUGUCCGUACAUUAGACUAAAAUCCACUGAGUGUCGUGCUACAAAAGCCUGGUCCUUGCAUCAGUUUAUCUCAGUGAAACAUGGUCCUGGUAAAGCUGGAGUACACUUGAAUGUCUGUCCACAUUUGUCUCCAGUAUUUAGCCCAUUUUUAAUUUCAUUUUUUUUAAUUAGGAAAUGAAACCAACAGGGUUUUAAAGUCACUAGUGUUAGUAUUUUCCUCUUGUCAGUCAAAUGAUCCCAUUUUCUUUUGUUUUGGUUUCUCUCAAAUGAUCAAGUUUUAUUUAAUGCUGCCGAUAAUUGAAGAAAUAUAAUGGAUAACAAGUCUGGCCAAUGUAAGUAAAUGUAUGUUUUGAAAUGUUGGUAUUGGGGCAUGUCGUCUCUUGUUUGAUAAUCUCUUUCUAUUUUGAUUUCUUUUAUUUAACGUCAUGGAUAAAAUGGUAACUUCAGAGUUACGGUCGGCAUAUACAUCCGUAGCCUCAGAAAUGAUAUCCAGUGUGAAAAGUCUACAUGUCCUCAUCAGUCAGGUCAUAUAAAUGAAAAUUUUAGUCUGAACCCUACACUUUGUGGUUUCAGAGUAGAGUUAUAAUUAAGCAAACAGACUGAAAUGGAUGCAUUGCUUUACCUAAUGUGUGAUGUCAUGGUUAUGUUCUGCUGGAAUUUUUUCUUUAAAAGUCUUGAUUAAAAAUCCCUACAUUUUAA
Molecule: messenger RNA, 3153 nt
Organism: Sphaeramia orbicularis (orbiculate cardinalfish)
Lineage: Eukaryota; Metazoa; Chordata; Actinopteri; Kurtiformes; Apogonidae
Gene: luc7l
Product: LUC7-like (S. cerevisiae)
Exons: 11
Coding region: 1124-2053 (309 amino acids)
Biological process (GO): mRNA splice site recognition
Cellular component (GO): U1 snRNP
Molecular function (GO): mRNA binding
Source: RefSeq, a predicted model, not a curated record